GAGGGCUUGGAAAUUACAUCAAUAGGUUCGAGUCAUCGAUUUAUCCUAGAACCGCAGUCCUUUCACCCCAGAAACGCCGGGGACUCUCCUCCAUUACCUUACGUUCCAUUGAUAUAUCAACUCAGCUUCGAUACCGGACCGGGUCGGAGAUCAACUUUCGAACUGUCUACACCCCGAACUAUCUACACCAAGUCUCGCAUGUCCCAAGACCAGUUCCCAUCCAUCCUCCGCAAUGCCGCUGGACCCAAAGAUACACCAAGACCCAAUGACACUAAUCCUGACCAGAAUACGGGACGCGACGAACCAGCUUAUGAUCAAGAUCCAACGAGUCCAAGCCACCGGCCUGAUGUCGGCAAUGCAAUCAUCACGCCGGUUGCAGAGGACUGCUUUAGGGAGGGGAGGGAAGACCCAACAGAGUCAACAAGCAAGCGGGAGGCAACCAAGCCUGGUGAAAGCGAGCGCGAUCCCAAAGGGAUUGUCCCCGAAUAUGAAACAGACGAUGCCGACAUGCUAGUCCUGGUAAUCCAGAAGUCGAAGGCCGAGUCAGCAGAGAAGCCCACCGCGAGGUUUGGCCGGUUAGCUCGGGACACUGGACAGCUUUCGAUAAUGCCCAACGCCCCUAAGAAUGGUACCGCGGCGUCUGCUGCAUCUAACCUGAUGGCGUCCCUGAGAGCGCGGAGAAAGCGUAUCAAAGCUAACCCUGAGCCUGAGCGAGGCUGGGAGAUGAUGUCGCAGGCCAUCAAGUACCGUCCGGACAUGCUCAACGACAUGAUGAGUAUCCCUUCCUUCAGAAACAUGCUGGCAAGCGCACGCAAAGAUCCUCGGGUGGUUCGGGACGUGAUGAAUCUGCCUUCUUUCAGAGCAAUGGGAGAGGAGUCAUGCCCGCCAUUCCAGCUGUCCGACAACUUGACCAAGGGGCCGGUUUGCGCAAACCCACUUUGCAGACAGCCGGGGCAUACCAUCGCUGUUUGCCCGGGUCCGGUACAUGCCGGGCAGGGCUGGAUGCGCGGCUGCUUCUUUUGCAAUCAGUACGACCACUAUGCUGACAAUUGCCCGAUGAUGAAAUCAGUCACGGCCCCUGCCCUCAUUACUUACCUGAUCACUAACCGAGCCGGUCUCCCGCCCUUCUACACUCACAUUGACUGGGUCGCCCUCGCUGUCGAGAACUGGGACCUCGUCGACAUGACCUCGCUCCCUCUGACACACGAGUUCGUCAAGACGCAGUAUACUCCCAGUCAAAUGUGGAUGGACCACUCCAAUUGGACAAAUGGUCGCUCGCCGGUGCGCGACCCGUUGCUCGAAGGUGUCGAUUUAGGAAGACUAAAAGCCCUCUCGAGCAAGGACGCGCCCAAUCGGCUCAUUGAGUCGGCCUACUUGGCCGGCUUGUGCCCGUGUACCGCUCCAGAGUAUGCCCUGAACCAGAACCCGACGUUGAAGCCGUAUGCCAAGACUUCAUUGGUUGAGAAAAAGGACGAGGACUCUGCUGCGGCCGAAGUAGAUCAGAUCAUCAGGGAGUUUGAGGCGCUCCGGCGAAAACCCAUGCCGAAGAAGAGGACUAAAGUACGGCUCGGCCGGCGGCAGCUGAAAAAGUUCAGGACAACGUUAAGCAAACUGGAGGAGGAUGAGAUGCUGAUGGGUCAGCUGCUUGACAUGGAACCUGAAGAGUUGGAGGAGAUACAGAACAUGGUCAUUAAGCUGGAAACGGAAAAUGCUGAUCUGGCGAGCGCAGAGAGGAACGCGAGGAUAAGGGAGAUGAUGGUGGAAGAAUUGGGAAAGAGAGCCGAGGAGAGGAGGCAGAAGGAGUUAGAAGUGGAGCAAAAAUUGAAGAUGCGGAUAGAGGAGGAAGAACAGGACGCAACCCCGAUCUCGGACCGCCUCCUCAUCCUCUCCGAUCGCUUCGAUAAGCUGUUCGAUGACCUCUAUGGCGUGGUCAAGGCGGUUUAG
Canariomyces notabilis is the source of this 1944-nucleotide messenger RNA. RefSeq lists its product as uncharacterized. Gene Ontology annotation, molecular function: nucleic acid binding; zinc ion binding. The record is from RefSeq and is a predicted model, not a curated record. Bases 199 to 1944 code for a protein of 581 amino acids. The transcript is spliced from 2 exons. Lineage: Eukaryota; Fungi; Ascomycota; Sordariomycetes; Sordariales; Chaetomiaceae.